AAUUGUAUCUUUUGGAUUUUUUUUUAGGAGAAGAAAUCGCAAGGAAGGGCAGCUCCGAGGGUGAUUCUUGCCAUCCGAGGCCACCCUUGCCACUCACGCGACCCGCGAUCGCAAUGGCGAGACAACAGACCGUGGACCGAAACAUCCCUCAUCUGCGGGACAUCUUUGGCUUCGGCAGCAAAUGGGAGAACGCACGCGGCCAGGCCGAGGAGAAGGCGCCCGGCCACGAUAGCGCCGUGUCGGUGGGCUCCACGUCCGGCGAGGAGGAGAGCCCGAAGAACAGCAAGAAGAAGAAGUCGCGUCGCCGCGACAACAGCAAGACGCUGACGGAGAGCGACGUGAAGCACUUGGAACGGCAUCUCUCCAUGAAGAAGACCAUACGGAAGAAGAUCAUGCGCGACCUGCAGCAGGCCUUCGUCGAGGACCCGAAUGAGUUUCGCGUCGACGACAUCCCGCCGGAGCAGCUCAAGGCAGAGAUCAAUAUCCAGAGUCUGAGCUUCGGCACGCCGUCCCAGAAGCAGGGACGCACGCGUGGCAAUGCUGAGAGCACGUUCCUCGACAUGCUGCGCGGUGGCGGUCUGGAGAAAAAUGGGACGGAUGGUGACAGGGAUUCGGGACACGGUGGAUCGCCGAUCAGAGAGGCGUCCAGCGCCCAGGAUACGGAUGACGAGUCCAGCUACGCGUACGAGGCGCCCACCUCGACGCCGACGAAGAAGAGCGGCAACUUCUGGAGACGUUUCACCAUGAAGAAUCGCAACAAACGGUAAAUCCCAGCGGCAGGAACCCCAGCGCGAGGAGAGAGUACCGGUACUUCAUAUUCUCCGUAAUCUCGAUAAUUUUUACCAGCGUAAUUAACGAGGCAGAGCUUGCAACUGUGAUAUACAUAAACAACCAAUUCAUCUUCACCUCUCCCUCUCCCCCGAGACGAUCCAUCCGUCGAAUUUUAAGAGGUUCCCGAAAUUCGAUCCGCGCACAAGACCGAGGACCAAGAGAUUUGAACGUACAAAUUUUGGACCAGCGUUUUUUUUUAUCAUUUGUUACCACGACAUAUCACCGUACGUAUCUAUUGCGGACCCUGAAAGACCCCGACAAUAUAUCUUUCUUAAAUUACAAAAUAAGAAAAAUUCGGAUAAGGAUUUAAUUUGUAAAAUACGAAAAAGACAUAUGUACUUUCUAUUUUGAAGAAAGACAAAAAUUGAUGUUACUUUACGUUUAGAGCCCUCGAUUUCUCAUUAGCGAUGCUAAGUAUUUAGACUAGCAUUGGAGCAAUGAAAUAAUAAUUCGCAAAUGCAAUUUUAGCUGCUGUCUCCGUAUUUAAAAUGACAUGGAUAUAUAUUCAAGCUUUAAAAAAAAAGAGAGAGAAACAAGGAGGAAAGUGCAGCUAGAACGAACAGAUCUAUUUAAGGAUUGUCCAAACAAUUCCGCUGUAUGUAUACUCUUUUGAAACAUCGGAGGAACUUCUUAAAACUUCCCGACUUGAAAUGUAACGAUCGAUGUGUGCCCGAUAAUGUAACUCCCAUCUUCUGACACGUACUUAAAGGAAAUGUAAAGAGUAAAAACAGAGGCAGCGAAACACGAGUGUGUGCGUAGUAUUUAAGGAUAGUUAGUUCUCUUAAUGUAAGAAUGCGGCAGAGGCAGUUAUGGGUGAUCUGUAAUAAGCGUAAAAGUGGUGCGUACGGUGUGCGCACCGGUUAGUAUUAGCUAGUCAACGACGCUAACACGUACACUCGUGAGACCCGAUCGAUUUUCUUACUGACAAAAUUUGAUAUCGUAUUCUUUGUAAACAAACUCGAAAGUAAAAUAUUUUUUAACUACUUUUACUACCAGUUCGCGAAUUCACAGCCUUAAGGCUUUUUAUCUGAGAAACAUGUACGAUACAUGUAAGGAACUUACUGGAUUACGUCGUUUAAGUGUGACGCAUUGCAUUUUCCGCUAUACACUCUAACUUAAGCUAUGUUGACGUUUACCGAAAUCCUGUUGUUCCUACCGUUUUUCGAGGUAUCUCGUUAGUAUUAUAGAUAUCGUCAUUUGCGACAUCGAUAACGGUUCACAUAUUCUCAUCUAAUCUUCACUUUCUACUAUGGUAAUAAUAAUUAUUAUUAUUCCUUUUAAUAUUAACUGCAACGCUAUAUAUAUUAGCUUUAAAUGUAUCAUACUCGAGACCUACGUUAUGUAAGAGCAGUAAUAUACUCGAAUAAAAGUCUCAUUUAGA
Messenger RNA from Temnothorax curvispinosus, 2212 nucleotides. RefSeq lists its product as uncharacterized. Lineage: Eukaryota; Metazoa; Arthropoda; Insecta; Hymenoptera; Formicidae. The record is from RefSeq and is a predicted model, not a curated record. The transcript has 2 exons. Bases 114 to 767 code for a protein of 217 amino acids.